Messenger RNA from Trifolium pratense (red clover), 2092 nucleotides. RefSeq names its product SNF1-related protein kinase catalytic subunit alpha KIN10-like. The transcript has 11 exons. Gene Ontology annotation, biological process: intracellular signal transduction; protein phosphorylation. Gene Ontology annotation, molecular function: ATP binding; protein serine/threonine kinase activity. The record is from RefSeq and is a predicted model, not a curated record. The coding region runs from base 207 to 1736 and encodes 509 amino acids. NCBI's taxonomy places the organism in Eukaryota, Viridiplantae, Streptophyta, Magnoliopsida, Fabales, Fabaceae.
AACACAAUCAGCCAAACGAAUAUAAAGGAGAAAGAACCAAAAUGCGUGGGGAAUGUAAAAAGGAAAGAAAUAAAAGUUAAAAACGCUGCGUUUUAUAUUUCAGCAUCAACAACACUUCUUUUUUUCAAUUAUUUUCAUUCCAUUCCCAAUUCACAACAAUUUUUUAGGGUUUCUUCACUCUCUCUCUCUAAUCGCUGAUUUAAAACAUGGAUGGCUCUGGUGGUGGAAAUGUGAACACGGUUCUACAACAUUAUAAAAUGGGAAAAACACUUGGCAUUGGGUCCUUUGGCAAAGUAAAAAUUGCAGAGCAUGUAUUGACUGGUCAUAAAGUUGCCAUCAAGAUUCUUAACCGCCGCAAGAUAAAGAAUAUGGAAAUGGAAGAAAAAGUGAGAAGAGAAAUCAAAAUUUUAAGAUUGUUCAUGCAUCAUCACAUUAUACGCCUUUAUGAGGUUGUAGAAACGACAACAGACAUAUAUGUGGUGAUGGAAUAUGUGAAAUCUGGAGAGCUUUUUGAUUACAUAGUAGAAAAAGGUAGGUUGCAAGAAGACGAAGCUCGCAGUUUCUUCCAGCAGAUAAUCUCUGGUGUGGAGUACUGUCACAGGAAUAUGGUAGUUCAUAGGGACCUGAAACCUGAGAAUUUACUUUUGGACUCAAAAUGGAGUGUCAAGAUUGCUGAUUUUGGCCUAAGCAAUAUCAUGCGUGAUGGUCACUUUCUUAAGACAAGUUGCGGAAGCCCUAACUAUGCAGCUCCAGAGGUUAUCUCUGGGAAAUUAUAUGCUGGACCGGAAGUAGAUGUUUGGAGCUGUGGUGUAAUUUUAUAUGCACUUCUCUGUGGCACUCUUCCUUUUGAUGAUGAAAAUAUCCCCAACCUCUUCAAAAAAAUAAAGGGUGGGAUAUAUACUCUUCCUAGUCAUCUAUCUCCUGGUGCCAGAGAUUUGAUACCUAGGCUGCUUGUGGUGGAUCCCAUGAAAAGGAUGACCAUACCUGAGAUACGCCAACACCCAUGGUUCCAAGUUCAUCUGCCACGUUAUUUGGCAGUGCCACCACCAGAUACACUGCAACAGGCCAAAAAGAUUGAUGAGGAGAUUCUUCAGGAGGUGGUUAAUAGGGGAUUUGACAGGGAACAAUUGAUUGCGUCCCUUAGAAGCAGGGUGCAAAAUGAGGGUACUGUAACUUAUUAUUUGUUAUUGGACAAUCGUUAUCGUGUUUCCACUGGCUAUCUUGGAGCUGAGUUUCAAGAGACAAUGGACUCUAAUUUGAACCGUAUCCACUCCAGUGAAGUUGCUUCUCCAGUUGGUGGGCACCGUUUUUCAGGGUAUAUGGAUUAUCAAGGAGUAGGAAUGAGGCAACAAUUCCCUGUGGAGAGAAAAUGGGCCCUUGGGCUUCAGUCUCGAGCCCAACCUCGUGAAAUAAUGGCCGAAGUCCUUAAAGCUCUGCAAGAACUGAAUGUCUGUUGGAAAAAAAUUGGACACUAUAACAUGAAGUGUAGAUGGGUUGUGGUCAUCCCUGGUCAUCAUGGAGGAAUGGUUAACAAUUCUGUGCAUGGUAAUAAUUACCUUGGAGAUGCCAGCAUUAUUGAGAAUGAAGCUGCUGCUAAGUCAAGUGUAGUCAAGUUUGAACUACAGCUCUACAAAACUCAGGAGAAAUAUCUGCUUGAUCUCCAAAGGGUUGAGGGUGCCCAUUUUCUUUUCCUGGAUCUUUGUGCUGCCUUCCUUGCGCAGCUUCGUGUUCUUUAGUUCAAAGAUAGUAAACUCACAUGGGGGACUUAAGAUGUCUUAUGUUUGCAUGUGAAUAAGCUUAUGUUGUACAUAAUAACAUAUAACUGCCCUUUCAGUAUGGGUCGACCUUAUGCUAGUACUUUUUAGUAUACCCCCUGUUUUUUAUUAUUCGGUUGAUCAUGAUUAUUAUGAGGCAAUCCUAAAUAUGGUAUUAGCUUCCCUUUUCACGGUGAAUUGAGUUUUUUCAAUCCUGUGAAAUCUCUGGGAAUUUUAUGAAAGAAAUAUCCCCCAACAGAUACAGCUAUUUAUGGUAUAUUGAACCUAAUAUUGGAAUUGUCUAUUUAUUACUGUGGAGUUUUUCUCCCCUUGCAUGA